This is a messenger RNA of Saprolegnia diclina VS20, 832 nucleotides long. RefSeq lists its product as hypothetical. Bases 94 to 765 code for a protein of 223 amino acids. The transcript has 3 exons. The record is from RefSeq and is a predicted model, not a curated record. NCBI's taxonomy places the organism in Eukaryota, Oomycota, Saprolegniomycetes, Saprolegniales, Saprolegniaceae.
GUGGGGGCCAACGCAGUCUCGUGGCAGCUCACGACGCUUUGGGCGGACCCGACGUCGCGCAAGCUCGGGAUCGACUGGAUCACGCGGGCUCGCAUGCACAACACGGACGCGAUGCUGCUGCAAUAUGGCUUUCCGUCCAACGACGUCACGAUCCUCGACUUUGAUAUGAAGGAGCUCGAGAACGAGACGUUCGAGUACGUGUGGCGCGAUCAGCUCGUGAUCGACCACCCGCACGAUCUUGUUCUGGAUGUGAUGCGGUACCGACUCGACCAGACGAUGCAGGGCACGCAGUGGCGCAGCCCUGACUCGAUUGCACUGGAAAAAGACAUCGUACAGGAAAUUGGCCACACGCGGUACCAGCGGACGCUGCGCGGGUCACUGGAGCGGCCAGUCGAGUACAUGAACUUUAUCUGGCGCGAGUUUCACUUGCCAGAACGCACGAUCAUUGUGGGCCAAAACAUUACAGACGACGUCACGCUCGGUGCGAGUCCGCAGUCGCGCUACAUGAUGUUCUGGUACGUGCUGGACCGUGUCAACGACUUCCAGACCAAGCUCCGUGUGCUUGCGGUCUCGUCGCACUACUUUAACGCGCGCGGGUAUGUCUCGCGUGACGACGAAUUUGCGCUGAUCGGGUACAAGCCGACGGGCGCCGUCGAAAACACGGAGCUCGCGCGUUUCAAGUACCACGUCUCGCGCAUGUACACGCGCACGUCGGGCAUGUUUGAGCGCGACCUCGAUAGUUACAUCGCGACCACGCUCGCAUGACAACAUUGUCGCCUACUAGUAUAUUUUUGUAGCGUUUUCUAUAAUUUUUGGUAACGUUAUUUGCGCC